UGUAUAGAUUUGCUGCUUAACUGUAUUGUCAAACAAUGCAGGUCCAGACUCUCGGGCUUCAUGGUCUCCAGUGUCCCACACCAGCCUCAGCACAUUACCUAGUAAAAGUACUGUGUUCUAUGCCAAACCUGACUGACCUGACACUCGCUAGAGAGGCAUACACUGGAGAGGUAUUCAAUGAGGAGUUCUACUCUGCAUUGAAAGCAAAGGCAUCAUCCAUACAGGGUUGUUUUCCUCAGAUCAGGAAGGGAAACUUCAGGCUCAAUGGAGAUGCUCAAGAUGACUUGAACUCAUUUCUUGACACCCUCACAUGUUUGCAAAGGUCAGUACAGUAUAUGUGAUAACAAAACAAAAAUCAGGUAACGGCAUGUAUAUCCCCAUCAUGAAUAGUGCGAUAUAUUAACAAUAUAAUGAGCCUCUAAUGGAAUACUAAGAAAAGCUACAAUGCUGAUACCUCUUCAGGGAGCAUGCAAUAAUGACACUGUUUACCUUUUUAAAAAAAUAAAGAUUUCUUGUCUUACAGUACUGAAUAUUCAGUAACGGCUUUAUUGAACAGAUUCCCUACUCUAAAGUGGAAUCAGUCAACCUAAAUUUUGUUUAAUUUGUGUG
Molecule: messenger RNA, 609 nt
Organism: Strongylocentrotus purpuratus (purple sea urchin)
Lineage: Eukaryota; Metazoa; Echinodermata; Echinoidea; Camarodonta; Strongylocentrotidae
Exons: 2
Coding region: 36-341 (101 amino acids)
Source: RefSeq, a predicted model, not a curated record